CCACAGAGUCGAGGAGCUUUACAUUCGUGCUGCGGAAUAAAGGGAUCACUGCGCAGUUUUAGUUCAGGUGUAUCUGUCGUUAGCUUUUAGAGAUGAAGCACAACUCGAACGUCCCGGCUUUCCUCACCAAGCUGUGGACGCUGGUGGAGGAUGCGGACACGAAUGAAUUCAUUUGCUGGAGUCAGGAGGGCAACAGCUUCCUCGUGUUGGACGAGCAGCGCUUUGCCAAGGAGAUCCUCCCCAAAUUCUUCAAGCACAACAACAUGGCCAGUUUCAUCAGGCAGCUCAACAUGUAUGGGUUCCGUAAAGUGAUGCACAUUGACACAGGCAUUGUGAAACAGGAGAGAGACGGCCCAGUGGAGUUUAAGCACCCCUACUUCAAACAUGGACAGGACGACCUGCUAGAAAACAUCAAGAGGAAGGUUUCUAAUGCUCGGCCAGAGGACAGUAAGAUUCGACAGGAAGACUUGACCAAGAUCUUGGCCAGUGUUCACAGUGUUCACAACAAACAGGAGAGCAUUGAUGCCAGGCUGGCAACACUCAAGAGGGAGAACGAAGCCCUGUGGAGGGAGAUCUCCGACCUGAGACAGAAACAUGCCCAUCAACAACAGCUCAUCAAAAAGCUGAUACAUUUCAUCGUCACAUUGGUGCAGAACAACCGCAUCCUGAAUUUAAAACGCAAAAGGCCAAUUCUUAUGAACAGCAAUGGAAAGAAGCCCAAAUACAUUCAUCAGAUCUAUGAUGACAAAGUGUGCGUUGAACAGUCGUCUGUCAACAGUCUGAAUGGUGUGAAGGGCUCUGAGAUAUCAGAUGACGUCAUCAUCUGCGACUUGACGGAGAAUGAUGCCGAGGUGACGGCUGAGAUCACAGAGGGGUCGCCCAGGACGUAUGAACAAGGUGACGUAGAAAUCGUGGAAGUAGAGCUGGACACCUGUGCGGUGCAGCCAGCUGAGACGGAGGUGAGCACCACCUGCACAGACGACGUCAAACAGACAGAGGCAGCAGUCGAAGACAGCCAGAAGGGCAGCGCUUUAGACAGCAGUGGACCAACCAGCAGUGCCCUGCAGCUCAAUAAACCCUCCGGUCUGAGUCUGGAGGACCCCGUCAAAAUGAUGGACUCCAUACUGAACGAGAAUGGAGCAAUAUCGCAGAACAUCAACCUGCUGGGCAAGGUGGAGCUGAUGGACUAUCUGGACAGUAUUGACUGUAGUCUGGAGGAUUUCCAGGCCAUGCUUUAUGGAAAACAGUUUGGCAUGGACUUCGAUUCCAUAGAGGAGAGCGUGUCCUCCAAAGACAACACCUCACAGCUAAACAGAUGCAGGACAGAGGAAGACAACACAGAUAAGCAGUUGAUCCAGUACACCUCGUGCCCCCUGCUGGCCUUCCUUGAUGGCUGUACCCCUCCUCCAGAACUAGAUCUGGGCAGCAGCAGCAGCAGCACCACCGGCAACACCCACCUCCAGCCCUCUUCCAGUUCCAGUGCUUCUGUAGAGGCUGAGCCGCCCUCAGAGCUGCUGGACACCAACCUGGAGUCCAAGCAGCUGUCCCGCAGCUCCCUGAUCCGCCUGGAGCCUCUGACAGAGGCCGAGGCCAGCGAGGAGACGCUCUUCUACCUUUGUGAACUGAGUCCCGCUGGACUGGAGGCCGACUCCACCCAGCUGGACAAGGUGUGAGCUGGAAGGGAACUGGUGUGACAGUAAUGCCCCCUCACGCUGAUGUUGUGUCACCACAGAUUGCAUCCCUCCAUCCUCCAGCUAAUUCUGACACUGUGUGUUUAUGUUCCUCCACCUCUUUGGCCUGAGGUGUGUGUGUGUGUGUUGAGACACAGUAACAGAAAUGAAGAAACCACCAGGCGGGUGGAGGAGCAGCUGCAGUUUGUACCAUGUACACAUUUUUACAUAAAAGACUUUUGCAUUGAUUUAAAGAAAUGUUUCACAUUCCACCUUUUCAUCAAAUGCUGUCAGAAUAGUUAAAAACCCUUAGAACCCUACAGAUGCAGUUUUUAUGAAAGAUAACUUCACAACACAACAGAACACACACACGUCCAUUAAGGAUAAAUGUCUCCUCAUGUCUUCACUCUUUCCCCAUAGAAAGGUUCUCAUCUGACUGUUGUAUCUACGUCCAUAGUUCCUGUUUACAUCACCCAAAACACAACACAUUCCAGUCCCAAACAAAUACAAAGAACAAUAACAAAGUGAGAAAGCACACCUUAAGCCUGCUUAAGGCUCGGACUGUUCUGUUCAUGCAGAUAUUUACUGUAGAUACAGAAACAGGUGAGGACUUUAACACUUUACUGCCACAUGUCUGAAAGUGAAAGCUGUUUCUUUUGGAAGGUAAGGAGUACUUUAUUUCCAGGACUUCAGGAAUGUUUCCUUCAAUGCAAAGGUCUAAGAUGUAAAAAUGGAUUCCCAUCAGACAGCUUCAUCUCUUUGCCAUCAAAUCUAACGACGACGUCAGCCUUCGUGCUUUGUGCUCUGCUGUAUCGGUAAAUCAGCGCAUCACAUCUGGUCCUACAACGUCAGUGAGGAGGUUUGAACUGACUGAACGUUUGUAUAUACUUCUAAAAAUUCUAUUUAUUCAGAUUUUUGUUUAACUUUUGCUACGUUUGUCCACUGAGCUGAGAUCCUUCAUAAAGCAAGCGUCCUUCAGACGGUGUCGUGUUACUUCGCUCUGAGAACAGUCUUGGAGAAGGUGAAUUUGUUCCAUUGAUUGGAGGGAACUGGGACAGAGGGUGACCUUAACUCAAGACUGUACAUAUACCUGUUCAACAAGCAGCAGAUAAUCAGAGGUGACCAUGUCACAGUUUUCAUUUCCAUCAGUGUGGCAGAGCUGGGGAUGAGACAGACACAACAGAUGUUGUGUGUGUGUGUGUGUGUGUGUUGGAAUCUAAUGGAGCUGACUGUAACCAGUGAAACACAGCUGUACAGAGCAGGCGUGUGCUUGUGCGUGUGCAUCUGCUUGGCUUUCUGUAGUGAUGUAACUGCACGCUCCGAGCGUCAGUGUUCAUUCUUAAUCUUGGAAACGGUAGUUUUAUUGUGUGUCGGGACCAUAAACACAUCACCACAAAGGGACUGAACAUGUGUGUGUCUGUAUAUGUGUGGGUGGGUGUCCGAGUGUGACAUCAAAGGUUUUUCACAAACCAAAGCCAAAAUGAGACUAACUCAACACAAAAGCCAGCUUCAGCCAGUGUUUGUGUUGAUGUGAUGUGACAUACCAUGGCCGCAGUAAUGUAGCUGGGCAUGUGCAGAAAUACUGAAAUGGAAAUGUUGAGAAGAUUUGGGUCAGGUUUUUUUUUUUUUUUUUUGUGGUCAGCUUUGGUUUUAUAUGUAGCAGAUUUCCUGUUUUCAGUUUGAAUCACACAGUAACCUGUUGUCCCAGUUGUCAAGAAUGAAAAAUAAAACCUAACAUAAGUUCA
Molecule: messenger RNA, 3415 nt
Organism: Toxotes jaculatrix (banded archerfish)
Lineage: Eukaryota; Metazoa; Chordata; Actinopteri; Toxotidae
Gene: hsf2
Product: heat shock transcription factor 2
Exons: 12
Coding region: 93-1673 (526 amino acids)
Biological process (GO): regulation of DNA-templated transcription
Molecular function (GO): sequence-specific DNA binding; DNA-binding transcription factor activity
Source: RefSeq, a predicted model, not a curated record